UUGGUUCUUUGGCCGUACUAUAGCCUUGUCUGCUCCCUUCCCUCUCAGUUUCAACUCUUUCUUAUCUCUCUCUCUCUCUCUCUGGCUCUCUCCAAUUAUUUUUUGUUUUUCCAUCACAAAGAUCGCAAAAAAUCAGCUCUGAACAGUGAAACAUAACCCACACACAUACACAACACCCUUUAAGAUGCGCCUCUCUUUUUCUGUCUUCAAACACUUGUUAUUCAAAGCUUCAACUUUCAACUCUUCCUUGUCAUCAACUCAUGCUUUUUAGAGGCUGUUUGGAUUGGUUCUGUCUCCAAUAUGGAUUUUGGGGUUCUGGGUUUGGAGGGUAUUGUGGGCCCUGAUAAUGGAGCUCCAUCUCAAACUCAACUUCCUCCACCACCACUCCUCUCAGCGGAGGCCAAGCCUAAGCUUCUUGGAUCUGGGUUUACCAAGCAAGAAAGAUCUUCUGACUCGGCUGAAGAUCACUGUAAAAGUUAUAAGUUACCAAGAACUGAUGAUUUAUCAACCCCAAAGACAAUGCCUUUGCACCAAGGCACUCCUUUGUUGAGAUCUAAUUCUUUGGUCUCAGCUGAUACUAGCCACCAAGAGCAUAUGCUAAGCUUCUCUUCACUCAAAUCUGAAGUUCCUUUUAUCAGCAAAGAUGUUGGCUUUUUGGAGAGAAGUACUCAAAACAGUGGCUUAUCUUACUAUCAACAUACACCGUCUACAUACACUAGAAAUGCAGGUUAUGGUUCUGGAAGCUUGAAUGCGAGCAUGCAUGGUCCUCUUACUGGGGUUAGUGGACCUUUUACUCCAUCUCAGUGGAUCGAACUAGAACAUCAGGCAUUGAUCUACAAGUACUUCACGGCUAAUGUGCCUGUACCUUCGAAUUUGCUCAUCGCCCUCAAGAAGUCCCUCUACCCUUACGGCUUGUCCAGCUCAUCUGCUGGAUCCUUGCCUCCCAAUUCUUUGGGAUGGGGUUCUUUUCAUCUGGGGUACGCCGGCAACACUGACCCUGAGCCAGGGAGGUGUCGUCGAACAGAUGGAAAGAAAUGGCGGUGCUCCCGGGAUGCUGUUGCCGAUCAAAAGUAUUGUGAAAGGCACAUAAACAGGGGCCGCCAUCGUUCAAGAAAGCCUGUGGAAGGCCAGACUGGCCAUGCCGGCUCUGGGACCACUAAUUCAAAGGUGGUGCCGAUGUCUUCCUCUAUGUCAGCAUCGGUGAUAACCAGUGGUGGUGCAUCCAACAGCCUCGCAAUUGCUCAGCAGCAACAGUUGAAGAACUUGCAAUCUGAUGUUGCCAAUCCUUCUGCUGACACCCUGGUCAACAGGUUGUUCCUAAACAAAGAGGACGUGCGUGGCAGAGUACAAGAUCCACGGGGGCUCUCCAUGAUGUCUUCCUCCACCAACCUGAAAUCUAACGACUCUACAUUUACUGUUACAAAACAAGGUAUUCCAUUUGCAGAAUCCUCUCAAUCAGUUUUUGGUCAUGUAGCCUCUGAUUCACUCGUUAAUCCCUCGCAUAGAAGCUCUUACGUAAAUUCUAAAGAGUAUGGUGCAUUCCUAGACUUCAGUAAUCAAGAAACCCAAGAUGAAAAUCCACUUCGCCAAUUCAUUGAUGACUGGCCUAAGGAUCAAUCUAGUCGUUCUGUUAUUACUUGGCCAGAAGAGUUAAAAUCGGACUGGACUCAGCUCUCAAUGUCUAUCCCUAUGGCGUCUUCAGAGUUCUCAUCAUCGUCUUCCUCACCGGUGCAAGAUAAACUUGCCCUUUCACCACUUAGGCUAUCUCGAGAGUUUGAUCCAAUCCAAAUGGGUUUAGGAGUGAACAGUGAUAUUAGUGACCAGAACCAAAAACAAGCUAACUGGAUACCGAUCUCUUGGGGAAGUUCAAUGGGAGGUCCUUUAGGAGAGGUCCUAACCCACACCACAAGCAAUGUGGGUAGCUGCAAGAACUCAUCAGCACUUACCCUCUUAUCUGAAGGGUGGGAUGGCGGCCCACAGUUAGGUUCUUCCCCUACAGGUGUGUUGCAGAAGGCACCUUUUGGUUCACUUUCAAACAGCAGUUCAGGAAGCAGUCCUAUAGCUGAGAACAAGAAGCCCCAUGGUGGUGGCAGCCUCUGUGAUGAUGUGCUUGGCUCCACUCUUGUAAGCUCUGCCUCGAUUCCUUCUGUAAUCAGAAGCUUAUAAAUUAAGUUAGAACAGAAGAAACUGUGGAAGAAAACUGAGCCUGGAGCAGGUUCAUUCGAAGAAGCUUGAAGAACUGUUUAUCUAAUUAAUUUUCUUUUCAUCUUUGUUCUCUUUAAGUUAUUGUUCUUUAAUUUUACAAAGUAGGAACUUUGACUAUAUCCAAUUUUAUAGAUAUUGAACGUUCUUGCGCA
Molecule: messenger RNA, 2357 nt
Organism: Theobroma umbraticum
Lineage: Eukaryota; Viridiplantae; Streptophyta; Magnoliopsida; Malvales; Malvaceae
Gene: GRF1
Product: growth-regulating factor 1
Biological process (GO): developmental process; regulation of DNA-templated transcription; DNA-templated transcription
Cellular component (GO): nucleus
Molecular function (GO): ATP binding
Source: RefSeq, a predicted model, not a curated record